This is a messenger RNA of Lotus japonicus, 1922 nucleotides long. RefSeq names its product beta-glucuronosyltransferase GlcAT14A-like. The record is from RefSeq and is a predicted model, not a curated record. Lineage: Eukaryota; Viridiplantae; Streptophyta; Magnoliopsida; Fabales; Fabaceae. The coding region runs from base 496 to 1749 and encodes 417 amino acids. Gene Ontology annotation, cellular component: membrane. Gene Ontology annotation, molecular function: glucuronosyltransferase activity. The transcript has 4 exons.
UGCUCUAGGUUUGUCUCUCUCUGAUAGGAAAUGCAUACUGUUACAAAUCUCAUGCUUAGGCAUGUAUCACCUAAUGUUGGUCAUUUAAAAUGUCCUUUAACUUUUCUAAACUUAGUUAACAAUCUAUUUUAAUUGAGCAAUAUGCAUUCACACUCACUUUAUUUGCAUUUCUCUUCUCUUUCAAUUAUAUUACUCAUCACAUCUGCUAUUUUUUCUCACUUUUCUUCAUAUCUCCUCUCCACUCCUUCUCCACUUAUUUGAGGUGUCAAUGAAACUUAAUUGCUUUUUUUUUACUCGCUAACCAUCUCUUAAAUUCAAUACGUGAUGUUGAUUCAGAAUUCAAAGGCAGUGAGUGUUGAGAAGAUACAUGAAGAGGAUUUCAAAUAUGUUCAUUUCAGUGGCAACUAAAUGGUGAAUUUGCUUCAUUUAGAUUUCAGUGAUUCAUGGAAUUCAAUUCAGAAUGAGAGAAACAAGAAGCCAUGAUAAAUCUCACUGAUGGGAUCCUUUGAAAUGGAUAAAAAGUUGCUAUCACCUCUCAUUUUGAUCUCUGUGUUCAUAUUCUUUCUUUACACAUACUUUGAUAUUCUUUCUUUUUAUCAAAUCUUCAGUUCAAUGUUCUUCUUUCUUCCAUCUCAAUUGUCCAGAAACCAAACUGCUCCACUUUUUGUUGAGACAAAGAUUUCUCCUUCUACAUCUCUUGUAGGGUCUGCAAUUCCUCGUUUUGCUUAUUUGAUUUCGGGAUCAAAAGGCGAUACGGAGAAGCUUUGGAGAACUCUCCUUGCCCUUUAUCACCCACUAAACCAUUACAUUGUUCAUUUGGACCUUGAGUCACCUCUACAAGAAAGGUUGGAACUUGCUUCUCGAAUUGGGAAAGAGCCUGUUUUCAAUGAGGUUGGGAAUGUUUUGAUGAUUCAGAAAGGUAACAUGGUCACUUACAGAGGACCAACAAUGGUUGCUAAUACUCUGCAUGCUUGUGCUAUCAUGCUCAACAGAAGUAAAGACUGGGAUUGGUUUAUAAACCUUAGUGCUUCAGAUUACCCUCUUGUGACUCAGGAUGAUCUGCUGUAUACAUUUUCUGAUUUAGAUAGAACCCUUAACUUCGUUGAUCACACAAGUCAUUUAGGAUGGAAAUUGGAAAAACGAGCAAUGCCUUUAAUUAUAGACCCAGGGCUUUACAUGUCAACCAAGUCUGAUGUCAUUUGGGUUGGUCCUAAGAGAACUUUUCCAACAGCAUUUAAACUAUUUACUGGGUCAGCAUGGAUGGUUUUAUCACGAGCAUUUGUAGAAUAUGUUGUGUGGGGUUGGGACAAUCUACCAAGGACCCUUCUCAUGUACUACACCAAUUUCAUCUCCUCCCCUGAAGGCUACUUCCAAAGUGUUGUAUGCAAUGUGCCUGAACUCAGAAAAACUGUUGUCAACAGUGACUUGCACUACAUUUCUUGGGACAAUCCUCCAAAACAACACCCUCAUAUCCUCAACAUUAACGACACUGACAAAAUGGUUGCAAGCAAUGCUGCAUUUGCAAGGAAAUUCAAGCAAGAUGAUCCAGUCUUGGAUGUGAUUGAUCAGAAAUUGCUAAAUCGGGUUAAGGGAUUAUUCACUCCUGGUGGUUGGUGUUCUGGGAAACCUAAGUGUUCUAAGGUUGGGAACAUUUACAGCAUUAGACCUGGUCCAGGAUCUCAAAGGCUUCGUAUGCUUGUAGCUAAAUUAACUUCGAAGGCUAGGUAUGGACAGAAUCAAUGUGAAUAGAUCUUAUUGGGAAUUUUCUUUGUUAGAGUUGGAAGAUUCAGAGACAGAUGAAAGGUUAUUUUAGUGGUUAAAUUUGUUAAUGUCACUCCUGCAUCCAUCCAGCACCUUAUUUAUAAUAUGCAAGGCAAAUCAAUUCUAUAUAUGACCUUAGCCAAAGUUGCCGCUUGGAACCA